Racocetra persica is the source of this 1532-nucleotide messenger RNA. NCBI's taxonomy places the organism in Eukaryota, Fungi, Glomeromycota, Glomeromycetes, Diversisporales, Gigasporaceae. The record is from the annotation of a GenBank genome assembly.
GUGGAUUACCGGAAGAAACUCUAAAGAAAGUGCAAUAUCGGGAAUAUUGGGAGGAACCACAUUCCAAGUGGGGAAAUACAGAUACGUGGGAUCACUAUUUCAUCGAAAAGAUACCAGAUGCAACGAAGCACAAGUCACAUAAUGCUCUAGCCGCUGAAUUAAAAGUUUUGAUUCAGAACUUAAGACCAGAAACAAGAGCAGGCAGAAAGGCAUUAGCGAUGCAACGUGAUUUGAGGCGUGCAUAUUUUGCUUUUUCAUGGGAGUCGUACCCUGCGACCGCUGGUCGAGUUGAGGUCAAUUUUGGGCCGAGAUGGGAAGCGAGUCACAAUCUAAAAAAUGGGAAACACCUUGAAGAUCCACCUGCUUACGAUACGAUACAAUCACACAACAUCGAAGACGAGGUGUCUAAUUCACAAACACAUCCAACCGUUGAGGAACUAAUAUUUGAUACACAUAUUGCCACAUUACUCCUACAAUAUAGAAGAGUUCUUGAAGAAAUGAGGAAUCAUUACGUAGAACAAGAAUCACAACGAGGCCGACACUUAUCUAAUAUGCUUAAGUGGUCUGUUGUGGACCAUUCUCUGUUUAAUGGAUUCAAGUUUGUUGUCAGCUUACUAAGACCAGCUAUUAACAUGUCAUUAUUGGAACCUAUCCUUAUGGAGAGCCGGAAUAAACCAAUUCAUCACGUAGUCACGAUUUUACGCAAUUUGAUUACUAAAGAAAUUGUAGAUGAUAUAAGCCCUGGCUUUAAAAGAUGGCUAGAAAGAUUAUGGAAAGUUCGUAUAAAGGAAUACUACAUAAUUGAUACAAUAACGGCAUUAACCGCUAUCACUUCAGUUAUUUUUUACUCACCUACACCCUGCCGAGGUCCAGGGAGUAAACCAUCAGAAAACCAUAUAAAAUCACAAAUGUGGGCCAAAAUCUUUUCGGAUACAUUUCUCAUUGAUUCAGACGAUAUUGAUGUGAAUUGGGAAUAUCAUCACCAAAUCCCGGGUAACGGUGGAAGCGGAUCUGCUAGAUCUGAUAUUGCUGCUGUUGUUUUCAAUGACACCGAUCAACAGUUUCCCUUUUUUAUAGCUGAAUUUGAGACUGACGGAUUUUCAGUACAUAAGGAUAAAAUGGUCGUGGCGGCAGAAGCUGCAUUCGAAUAUAAUCGUAUUCUUACAGCUGCCUACUAUUUAUCGGAAGAUGAACCGAUCUAUGACGAAGAAAAAAAAUCUUUGAUUUAUGCCUACGAAAUAAACAAUGUCACUUUCAAACUCUACACUGGUAAUCAAGAGGCCGAUAUUGCAAGUGCACUGAAGUUAGUGGCAUACUUGAGAACAAAUGUAUGUCAGGAUGGAAUAUCACUUAAAGCAUUACUUAACAGGAAAAAAAAUAUGCGCAAUGGAACUUUAUUAGCAGCUUUGCCCCGUCUUCCGAAGAGAGCCGUCAAGUCACGUCCAAAAAGUGAUACAGAAUUCACUCCUCAGGCGAGAAGAAUUAUAUAUAUCGAUGUUGGUUUGAAUAAUGAUAAUAAUAAUGUUCAUUAG